This is a messenger RNA of Ophidiomyces ophidiicola, 1047 nucleotides long. RefSeq lists its product as uncharacterized. The coding region runs from base 1 to 1047 and encodes 348 amino acids. The record is from RefSeq and is a predicted model, not a curated record. Gene Ontology annotation, molecular function: zinc ion binding; oxidoreductase activity. Lineage: Eukaryota; Fungi; Ascomycota; Eurotiomycetes; Onygenales; Onygenaceae. The transcript has 4 exons.
AUGCUUGCGAGUAUUCCACCGAGGCAAGAUAAGAUGGCAAUCGACACUACAGAACCCGGGUCUACUUGCCACUUCAAGAUUCCCAAAACAUGUAAGGCGGGAGUGGUAUACAAUGAAGGCCCCAGUUUUGAAUUGAGAAUCGAAGAUGUGGUGGUGCCGGAGCCCGGCCCGGAUGAGGUUCUGAUCAAGCUAAACGUGACGGGGCUCUGCUACUCCGACAUUCAUUAUAUGCUUGGGGACUUGGGCGUGGCGCGGAUGAGUAGCAGCAACGUACGAUCUCCCGGCCACGAGGGAGCAGGUGUGGUGGUGAAGCUAGGGUCGAACGUGAAGAACUGGAAGGUUGGUGAUCGAGCGGGUGUCAAGCCGGUGUGGGAUACAUGCGGCUCCUGCGAGCUAUGCCGGAGCGAUAAGGAGACGUACUGCUCGAAAACUGUCCUGACGGGUCUUCAUGUUGCGGGCACGUACCAGCAGUAUAUUACCAGCCCGGCUCGAUAUACAACGGCAAUUCCCGACGAGGUGCCGGACGAGGUGGCAGCACCCAUCAUGUGCAGUGCGUCGACCAUCCUUCGCAGCUUGGAGGAGUCCAGACUUCGACCUGGAGACUGGGCCGUGUUCCCGGGAGGCGGCGGUGGAGUUGGGAUCCAGGGGGUGCAGCUGGCGAAGGCAAUGGGUCUGCGGCCUAUCGCAGUUGACACGGGGGAUGUGAAGCGGGAGCUGUGCCUGAAGAUGGGCGCGGAGCACUUUGUCGAUUUUGGCACGAGCAAGGACGUGGCGCAGGAGAUCAUCGCGCUAUGCGGAGGGGUGGGCGCGCAUGCGGUGUUUGUGACGGCACCGCAGGCGUAUCCGGCGGCGAUAUCAUUUACCGGACAGCGGGCGGGCGCCAAGGUGAUGUGUAUCGGGUUGCCGUCGGCGAGCGAUUAUGUGUUUGGCGCGCAUCCGUCGCAGUUUGUGUUCCGCAACCUGUCGGUGGUGGGCACGCUGGUGGGAUCCAUGCAGGACACGGCGCGGGCACUGGAGUUUGCACAGCGGGUGAGUGAAAACACCUAG